Messenger RNA from Helicoverpa armigera (cotton bollworm), 1473 nucleotides. RefSeq names its product alpha-(1,3)-fucosyltransferase C. Gene Ontology annotation, molecular function: fucosyltransferase activity. The record is from RefSeq and is a predicted model, not a curated record. The coding region runs from base 120 to 1316 and encodes 398 amino acids. NCBI's taxonomy places the organism in Eukaryota, Metazoa, Arthropoda, Insecta, Lepidoptera, Noctuidae. Gene Ontology annotation, cellular component: membrane. The transcript has 2 exons.
UUUGUCUCCGAUUUGUAUAAUUGUAUCGCUGACACCGUUGAAAAACGUCAAAAAUAUUGGAAAAAAAUUGUUGCAAGUUUCAAUCAAAUGUGAAAUCAUAAUUUCACGCCAUAUUGUUUAUGAGAAUGACGAUAAAAUCUCAAGGAGUAGCAUUUGGUUACGGCUUUGCCAUAUUUAUAAUAUGGUACCUAUCAGGCUUUGACUGGACCCCAAGAACCAACAAGCGCUUGGAUGCAGCCAGGGGUGCAAUCAAAAUCGAAGACCCUUUUGCAGAAACAAAUUUGGAAACAAAUAUAAAAUACAUUCUGCAAUGGACAAGGCCCACGAAGGAACCUUUUACUUUUAUGAAGGCAGGUCAAGAUCUGUUUAUCGAACGACGAUGCCCCGUGAACAACUGUUACGUCACAUGGAACAGAACUUUUUUAAGCAACCUCACAGACUACAACGCAGUCUUAUUUUAUUGUCAUGACGUAUCUCGUGGGUUCAUACGUAUACCAAAAAAGAGAUCGGGCCAUCAAAAAUAUGUUUUCGUCAGUCCAGAACCGGCAGCGUAUUACCCAGUAUACCACGAAAGGUACAAUGGUUUCUUCAACAUGACUUGGACUUAUAGGUUGGAUUCUGAGGUAUUUUAUGGCUACAUUCUUGUGAGGGAUAGAGAGGGCAAGAAAAUUGGUCCUAAAGAAAUAAUGCACUGGCCAAAAACAUCAGAAAUGCUACGUAUUAAUCAUAAGCUCAAAGAAAAACUGAAUCGCAAAAGGAUCGCUGCUGCUUGGCUGGUGUCAAAUUGUCAUUCUCUCGGUGGAAGGGAAGGGAUUGCACUAAAAAUAAAGAACGAAUUGAAAUCGAAGUACAAUAUGACACUGGAAAUAUUUGGUGCAUGUGGGCACAUGCUGCCUGAUAUGUUUUGGCAAAUGUUGGAGAGAGAUUACUAUUUUUACUUUUCGUUUGAGAACUCUAUUAGCGAAGACUAUGUCUCAGAAAAGUUGUUGAAUGCGCUGCAACACUACAUGGUGCCUAUUGUCUAUGGAGGAGCGAAUUAUACCAGGUUCAUGCCCGAUGGGAUGUAUUUGAACGCCCGAUCUCUUACGGUGGAAGAGCUCGUGAAGCAAAUGGUAUACAUUAUCAACGACAAGGAGAAAUACUACGAUUUCUUCAGGUGGCACAAUCAUUAUACUUAUCACUACGCAGGCGAUACACCCGACACUGAUUAUUACUGCGAAUUCUGCAGAAAAAUUAACGAUGACAAGUUCAUGAGUCGAGUAACUGUUAAGAACGACUUCGCGAAAUGGUGGAACGGUUGGAAUAUUGGUGAAUAACAAGUGAUAUUUUGCUCUCGUAUUUUUAGGUAUUUUGAUAUGUUUUCUUUACAAUUUUUUAUAUUUUUUUAGAAUUUUUAUCUUUACUAUUAUUUUUUAUAUUUUACUUUUACAUUGUUUUUACAUGUUUUUUAUUACAUUUAUUUUUUUACUUAAA